Messenger RNA from Trifolium pratense (red clover), 5846 nucleotides. RefSeq lists its product as uncharacterized. Gene Ontology annotation, molecular function: ADP binding. The transcript has 6 exons. The record is from RefSeq and is a predicted model, not a curated record. Bases 43 to 5703 code for a protein of 1886 amino acids. Gene Ontology annotation, biological process: defense response; signal transduction. NCBI's taxonomy places the organism in Eukaryota, Viridiplantae, Streptophyta, Magnoliopsida, Fabales, Fabaceae.
CAAAACUCAGUUUCAAGUCAAUCAACGUUUACUGUUAUUAUCAUGACAAAUGAUGAUGGAACAUCAUCCAAUAUUGAUUUCUUGUUCUAUGAUGUUUUCCUAAGUUUCAGAGGCGAUGGUGGAACCCGCUACGGAUUCACAGAUCAUCUCUAUACUGCACUUCGUCAAAAAGGAAUUUUCACUUUCAGAGAUGAUGAAGAACUCAAAAUAGGAGCUGAAAUAAGAGUUUCACUUUAUAAAGCUAUAGAAAAUUCAAGAAUGUUGGUGGUUGUGCUAUGUCAGAACUAUGCAUCUUCCACUUGGUGUCUUGAUGAACUUGCUCAUAUCAUUCACUGUUCCGGUAAAAAAGGGAAUCAGGUUUUGAUCAUAUUUUACAAAGUGGAACCUUCUGAUGUUUGGAAUGUGAAAAAUUCUUAUGAAGCUGCCAUGAUUGAGCAUGAAAAUCGAUUUGGGAGAGACUCUGAGAAGGUCAAAGCUUGGAGGAACGCUUUGUCCUCUGUUCGUCACCUACCAAGUCAACACUACAACAACCAAAUGUAUGAACCUGAGUUUGUCAAGAAGAUUGUUGAAGAAACCUCGGCUAAAUUACCUCCCGUCCCUUUACCAAUGAAACACAUAGUUGGACUUGAUUCUCGAUUUGAAAUGGCGAAAACACUUUUCCAUUUUGAGUCUCGUGAUACCGUUUUAAUGCUGGAAAUUUACGGAGCUGGGGGAAUAGGCAAAACUACAUUCGCCGUGGAUAUCUAUAACAAGAUCAGGCAUCAAUUUGAAGCUUCGAGUUUUCUUGCUAGUGUUAGAGAAAAAUCAAACAAAAGCACCAAAGGCCUGGAAGAUCUCCAGAAGACACUUCUAUCUGAGAUGGGUGAGGAGACAGAGACAAUGAUGGGAAGUACUUUUGGAGGUGGACUUGAAAUCAAGCGCAGGCUUGGCCAUAAAAGAGUUCUUCUAGUUCUUGACGACGUUGAUACAAUAAACCAACUAGAAGCACUAGUUGGAGGAUGUGACUGGUUUGGUCCCGGUAGCAAGAUCAUCAUAACAACAAGGGACACAUCAUUGGUAGAUAAGCAUGUGAUGGAUGGUGCUAUCGUUGAAAAAUAUAAAAUGGAAGAGUUGAAUGGUCACCACUCUCUGGAACUCUUUUGCUGGCAUGCCUUUAAUACCAGUAAUCCUGAAGAAAACUUUGAAGGUGUUUCUAGUCUUGCUGUGAGUUAUGCAAAGGGCGUUCCAUUGGCUUUGAAAGUAAUAGCCUCCAAUGUGAAGGGUGGGAGCCCAAUGGACUGGGAAAGGGAAUUGGACAAAUAUAAGAAAAUUCCAAAUGCUGAGAUUCAAGGAGUACUCGAAAUAAGCUAUAUUAGUUUGUUUGAGCUGGACCAGAAAACUUUCUUGGACAUUGCUUGUUUCUUUAAAGGGGAGAGAUGGGAGUAUGUUGAAAGGAUACUAAAGGCUUGUGGUUUCUUCCCAAGUAUUCGACCAUUUGUUACAAAAUGUCUCAUAAAUAUUGAUGAAAAUGGCUGCUUGGAUAUGCAUGAUCUAAUCCAAAACAUGGGCAAAGAGGUUAUCAGAAAGGAGUCUCCGCUAAACCUUGGUGACCGUAGCAGAUUAUGGUCUCAUGAGGAAGUUCUUGAAGUACUCAAAGACAACACGAUACCGGGAAGUAUAAAAAUUGAAGGAAUAAUGCUUGACCCCCCUGCUCAUGAAGAAGUGUGUAAUUGGAGUGAUAAUGCCUUCAAGAAGAUGGAAAAUCUUAGAAUUCUAAUUAUUCGGAAUACAUCAUUUCAAUCAGCUCCUAGUUGUUUGCCAAAUAGUUUACGGUUACUUGAUUGGAAGGGGUACCCAUCAAAGUCUUUUCCAGCUGAUUUUUAUCCCGAAAGAAUUGUUGAUUUUAAGUUACCUCAUAGCUCUCUGAUGCUGAAAAGGCCAUUUCAGAUAUUUGACGAUUUGACAUUCAUGAAUCUCUCUCAGUGUCAAUCCAUAACUCAAAUACCUGAUAUCUCAAGAGCCAUAAAUUUAAGAGUAUUGACACUUGAUAGAUGUCAUAAAGUGAAAAGAUUUGCUGAAUCCGUCGGAUUUAUGCCAAAACUUGCAUGUUUAAGUGCUUCAGAGUGUACAAUACUCAAAAGUUUUGUCCCAAGAAUGCACUUGCCAUCUCUCGAGGUUCUCUCCUUUAAUUUGUGCAAAAGACUUAAACACUUCCCAGAUGUAAUGCAAAACAUGGAUAAGCCAUUAAAGAUUUGGAUGAUAGGUACUGCUGUUAAGAGGCUUCCUAAUUCCAUUGGUAAUCUUACGGGGCUUGAAUACAUAGACAUGUCAUUUUGCAGAGGACUUGAUGAUCUAUCCAGCACCUUCUUCUUAUUGCCAAAACUUGCCACCUUAAGAAUUGAUGGUUGUUCUGAACUUAGAAAAUCAUUUAAAAGGUUCAAAGAUAUCCACUCAGUAGCGAAUGGCAGCUCGAAUUUGGUGAGACUGUACUUAAGUGAUGCUAAUCUAUCAGAUGAAGAUCUUCACAUAAUUCUUGAAAGUUUUCCAAAAUUGGAAGACUUGAAUGUGUCGCACAAUAAAUUUGCAUCUCUCCCAAAAUCAAUCAAAGGAUCUGUGCAUUUGAAAAGUCUUGAUGUGAGUUAUUGCAGGAAUCUUAUAGAAAUUCCAGAACUUCCAUUGAGCAUUCAAAAAGUAGAUGCAAGAUAUUGCGGAAGCUUAACUUCAAAGGCAUCAAGCGUGCUAUGGUCUAAGGUUUGCAAAGAGAAGAAAAGAAUACAAGUUGUGAUGCCAAAAACUAAAAUUCCAAAUUGGUUUGACUGUGUUGGCAAUGAAGAUAUUCCUCUUUUCUGGGCUCGCCGGAAGUUCCCUGUGGUUGCUUUAGCAUUGGUGUUUGCGGAAUCUGAAGAGAAUAUUGAGAUAGAGAAGGACACCUUCAUCUCCGACUUCUUUCCUAAACUGAUGUCAGAUGUGUCCUACACUGUUGGUCUGCAUAUAUUUAUUGAUGGUCAUGAAGUAUCUCGUAAGAAUUACCAUUACUGUAGUGUUGGGGAAAAUCACAUGUUAAUGUGUGACCUUAGGACUUUGUUCACCGAAGAAGAAUGGAAGGGUCUAGAUGCAUGCGUUGGAGAUGAUUGGAAGGCUGUUCAGGUUCAAUGUGAAUCACAGUUGACUUUGAGUUAUUGGGGAGUUUAUGUUUUCAAACAGAAAACAUUCACUCAUGAUAUUGAUAUCUCAUUCAAGCUUCCCAAUCUUAAUUCCUCUGGUGCGGACUAUGUGAAAUUGCUAGUGCCGGCAUCAUGUUUGGUUCCAAAAAGUUCUCCUCAGAUGUCUGGCCAAAUAAUGAGACACACAUUGGAAAAUACGAAUCCAAGAGAAAUAUUUGGCGAGUAUUUUCCUCUUUUAGAGUUUGUUGAAGAAACUCCGUGUUUUACAAUGUCACUGUUUAGGUCGUGGAUGAUUGCUAAGGUUGAUAAUAAAGGGGAAACUUCAGCCAUUGCCUUUGGGGGAAGUUUAAAGCAACAGCAUGAAGAAUCUAAUUGGGAUGUUGUGCGAUAUGUAGAGUUGAUGAUGAAGGAUAAGACUUUAAAACAGCUUGGUGAUAUGCAUGGUUUAAAAUUAGAUAACAAUGACAUACAAAUUCCGACACAAAUUCUGGAAGAAGUGUUGAUGGCAAGGGUAGAAUUUAUGAGGGAAAAAGGUCGUGAUGGGUUGGAUUUGGAUAUACCUAUUAUCCUUGAAGCGUGUCAUUUUGGGGAAGCUAAGAGUCGUCGCUAUUGGGGGAGGUUGCAAAUAAAAAACGGAGAUCAAAAUUUCAAAGUUGUGUUAAACAAGAUAUGCCAACUUGCAUUGAAAUUCUCGAAUGCAAAAAGAGCAGGUCUUAGGAUGAACAUUGUUCUAUUGAAAUGCCAGAAACCAUCGACAGAGAUAGCUUCAAAUUCAAGCUCUAGCUAUGAGGAAGAAUACUUUGAGGAAGAGUCCUAUGAUCCUGCUUUGGAAGAGUUGAUGAGCAUGAUAGAGGAGGAUGCUAUGCGGUUUAAUAAAUCCUUUGGGAAGUUGAAAGCAUCUAUUGUUCUAACAAAUACUGCUGAAAUAGUUUCUGACAAAAAUUUGUUGGAAUCUUUAUUUCUUAGAGGACAAGAAAAUUUGGCAGAAGGAAAUCCAGGAUGGGGAUAUUGGGAAAUGGGAUUGUUUGGAUUGGGAAUUUUGGGAUCUGGGGUUUCAGGAUCGGGAUUGGAAACUUUAGGAUCUGGGAUUUCAGGAUUGGGAAGGAUGGGAUCAAAUUUCAAGAAGACACAUUAUGGGAAGUUAAGGGUGGAGGAUGAACCUUUUCGCAUACUGUGGAGGAAAUGUUUUUGGGGUUUGUGUGAUGUUCUAAGUAAAUGGUCAUUUUAUUUCAUAGUAUAUGUGUGCCCUUAUUUUUAUAGGAUACCAAUAAUAAGGAAGUUAUUAGUGUGGGGUUGGUGGCUUGUCGAGUGGCCAUUUUGUUUCUUUGUAUGUGUGUGCCUUGAUUUUUACAGGAUACCAACACUAAGGAAGUUAUUACUGUUGGGUUGGUGGCUUGUCAAGAAAAUUUUUGUUCCCAGUAUAUGGUCAUUUAAUUUCUUUGCACGUGCGUGCCUUUAUUUUUAUAGGAUACCAACAAUAAGGAAGUUAUUAGUGUGGGGUUGGUGGCUUGUCAAGCAAAUUUUUGUUCCGAGUAUAUGGUCAUUUAAUUUCUUUGCACGUGCGUGCCUUUAUUUUUAUAGGAUACCAACAAUAAGGAAGUUAUUAGUGUGGGGUUGGUGGCUUGUCAAGCAAAUUUUUGUUCCGAGUAUAUGGUCAUUUAAUUUCUUUGUACGUGUAAUAAGAAAGUUAGUGUGGGGUGGUUGGUGGCUUGUCAAGCAAAUUUGUUUGUCUUGUAAAAAAUUACACAGGGGAAUUGCAGAUUCUUCUUUUGAAGAUCGUCAAAUUGCAUUCGGAGUUGCAAAAAGAAUAUUGAGGGCACGGGUAGAAUUAAUGAAGGAAAAUAGCAUGGACACUGGUAUGCCUAUUAUUCUAGAGUAUAUUGGUACAUCGGGCGCAACAAAUAGACACUUUUGGGGAACUGUGGAGAUAAAAGUGGGAGAUCCAUUUUACAAACCAUUGUUUAAGAGGCAAAACCAAAUUUCCGGGGGACUUGGGACGUCUGACUCUGACCAGAGGGUAAUCAUUGUUAAAUUGAAAUGUCAGCCCGCAAGUGAAGAGGAAGCUUCAAGCUCUCGCCUUGAAGAAUCCUUGGAGGACGGAAACUACAAUCCUGAAUUGGAAGAGUUGAUGAAGAUGAUAGAGCAAGAUGCUAUGAAAUUCAAUAAAUCUUAUGGGAAAAUGAAGGCAUCUAUUGUUCAAGCUGAUGAGUCAUUUUUUGAUAAUUAUCUAACGGAACCAUUACUGAUUCUAGGAAAAUUGACAAUGUUUGGAUCAGCGACCAAGUUCAAGGUCACACCUUAUGGUAAGAUGAGAGCUGCAGACGAACCUUUCCGCAUUCUGAGGACAUGUUUCUGGGGUUUGAUUUUUGUUAUGCUUGUCUUAUGUAUAUGGUCAUUUAAUUUAUUUGCACGUGUGUGCCUUUAUUUUUAUAGGAUACCAAUAAUAAGGAAGUUAUUAGUGUGGGGUUGGUGGCUUGCACAGCAAAUUUUUCUGUCUUGUAAAAAAUUAUACGGGGGAAAUGGCAAGAUUAUUGAGAGAAUAAAAGUGAAGGAAUUGUAGUGCAAUAGUGGUAGAAGGUCCAUAGCUUUGUCCAUAAGGGUUUGUAUCUGUCAACAGACUGAAAUAGUUGCACAGGCAGAUGAUUUGUGUUAAAUUGCAUUAAGGUAUGAUCCUUUAACAUGAAUACAUUCUCAUUUCAGGAA